AUGGGGCUCAAAAGCGUCUUCCUCUCACUCCUCACAUUCGUGCCACUCAUUACGGCAGCUCCCGGCCUGUCGUCGCCAUCGCUGUCUAAGCGACAGGUGUGCGAGAACACAGCCGAUGCUCGGAGUUGCUGGGGAGAUUUUGACAUAUCGACCAACUACUAUGACGAGGUUCCUGACACUGGAGUCACCCGUGAAUAUUGGUUCAACAUUGUCAACACCACUGCUGCCCCUGACGGGGUGGAGAGAAUAGUCUUGGCAGUGAAUGGAACAAUUCCGGGUCCAACCAUCAUUGCUGACUGGGGUGACAAUGUUGUUGUGCAUGUGACCAACUCCAUGCAAGAUAACGGCACCUCCAUUCACUUCCACGGAAUUCGCCAGAACUACACGAACCAGAAUGACGGCGUUGCUGCCAUCACCCAGUGCCCUACCGCUCCUGGCCAGACGACUACCUACCGAUGGAGAGCUACUCAGUACGGUUCCUCAUGGUGGCACUCUCACUUCUAUGUUCAGGCAUGGGACGGCGUCUUUGGCGGGAUCAUCAUCAAUGGGCCUGCCACAGCCAACUACGACGUCGACCUGGGCUCUAUGAUUCUGGCCGACUGGUCUCAUGACACUGCGGAUAACCUGGCUCUCCUUUCUCGCGUGCAAGGUCCGCCAUCCAUGGACACUGGGCUGAUCAACGGUACCAACACCUUCACUCAGGACGACGGUACCGUUGUUGGAGCGCGUCAUGAGACAGUCUUCACCGCGGGGACUCGAUACCGCAUCCGGCUGGUAAACGUUGCAGCCGACACUCAUUUCAAAUUCACGAUUGACAAUCACACUAUGGAAGUCAUUGCAAGCGACUUUGUGCCAGUUAAUCCUUAUUCAACCGAUGUCGUGAACAUUGCCAUUGGCCAGCGGUAUGAUGUUAUCGUAACUGCCAACGCCACGGCCGACAACUACUGGCUGCGUGCUAUUGCCCAGACAUCAUGCUCGGAAAAUGAUAACCCCGGAGACAUCAAGGGCAUCAUCCGUUACGACAGCACGUCUACAGCAGAGCCCACCUCCAAGGCCAACGAUAACGCCGCAACUGACGAGUGCAUCGACGAGACCAACCUCGUGCCCUACGUCAAGGUCGACGCCUCCGACCUAGCUGACAUAUCAACCGACUUCUCCGUCGCAGUCGCCGCCUCCGCGGGCCGCUUCUACUGGUCCAUGGGCAACAACACCUUCAUCAACCAGUGGAACUACCCAUCCCUGCUGCAGGUGCACGACGACAACAACACCUGGGCCGCCGAGCAGAACAUGUACCAGCUGCCCAACGCCAACGAGUGGGUCUACUGGAUCGUCCAGACCAACCUGGGCGCCGCGCACCCCCUGCACCUGCACGGCCACGACUUCUGGGUCCUCGGCCAGGGUGUCGGCAAGUAUGAUGCCGCCACGGCGAACCUCCAGACCGCCAACGUGCCGCGUCGCGAUGUUGUGCUGUUGCCGGCUAGCGGCUGGGUCGCCUUCGCUUUCAUUACGGACAACCCUGGUGUUUGGCUCACUCACUGCCACAUUGCAUGGCACACCUCGGAAGGUCUCGCCGUCCAGAUGGUCGAGAGGCAGUCCGAGAUGGCAGAUCUCAUUGACAGCACCGAGUUGACGGACACCUGCGACGCCUGGAACGCAUAUGCCACUGAGGCGAAGCUGAUCCAGGAUGAUUCCGGCUUAUAG
Molecule: messenger RNA, 1701 nt
Organism: Diaporthe batatas
Lineage: Eukaryota; Fungi; Ascomycota; Sordariomycetes; Diaporthales; Diaporthaceae
Exons: 3
Coding region: 1-1701 (566 amino acids)
Molecular function (GO): copper ion binding; oxidoreductase activity
Source: RefSeq, a predicted model, not a curated record